Molecule: messenger RNA, 2830 nt
Organism: Ictalurus punctatus (channel catfish)
Lineage: Eukaryota; Metazoa; Chordata; Actinopteri; Siluriformes; Ictaluridae
Gene: slc41a2b
Product: solute carrier family 41 member 2b
Exons: 12
Coding region: 430-2079 (549 amino acids)
Biological process (GO): monoatomic cation transport
Cellular component (GO): plasma membrane
Molecular function (GO): monoatomic cation transmembrane transporter activity
Source: RefSeq, a predicted model, not a curated record
UUACACCACCCCGCUGCAAUGACGCCACAUCACUACCAGAACUGGAAAGUCCAACAUCCGAAAAGCUUCAUCUUCGCGGAGGAAUAUUUCGCUUUCUACAGUGUUACAGUUUCCUUCACUGGAACUGAGUGGACUCGCUGAAACCUGUUCCAGUAUGACUGUGCCACUGUACACAAAGCAAGCUCCAUGAAGACAUGACAUCUUUUGCCGAGGCUGGAGUGAAAGAACUGAACCCCAACCCCACUGAACACCUUUGGGAUGAACUGGAACCCUGACUGAACCCCAGGCCUCCUCGCAUGACAUCAGUUCCUGACCUCACUAAUAUCCUUGUGGCUGAACAAAUCCCCUCAGCCACACUCCGAAAACUAGUGGAAAGCCUUCUCAAAAGAGUGGAGAGGGCCAUGAGCCAGCCCAGCCCCUGGCUGCAGUAUGAGCCUCCGCACCAUUGGGGGUGCCCUGUUCCCCUCCAUGCGCCCUUACCUGUUUGUGAGCAACAGUGGUGAUAGUGGAGGAAGCCGCUGGGGCUCUAUCUCUCUGAAACCAGUGUCUUCCCUGCUGCACACUAUGGUUCCUCAAGGUUACACCGCGCUGCAAGAAGAGCGACUGACCAUGGUGGAAUUGAACUCGCCCAAGCCGGAGACGCACCAGAACGGCUUUCACCGCGAAGGCCGUCGCCCCUCGGAGCGUUCCGGAGAUGGUCGAUACAGCGAGACGGAGCCCAUGCUACCUGAUGCUGGGCUCUCGGGAGAGGAGGUAGAUGAGGAAGAGGAAAGCGAAGAAGAAGACCAGAAACCAGCCACACAAAACAUGCCCAAGGAGUCAAUACUGGCCAUGGCUCUGCAGAUUCUGGUGCCGUUCCUGCUGGCUGGCUUUGGCACGGUGUCAGCUGGCAUGGUGUUAGACAUAGUGCAGCAUUGGGAUGCAUUCAAAUACAUCACAGAGAUCUUCAUCCUGGUCCCUGCUCUCCUGGGUCUGAAAGGAAACCUGGAAAUGACUCUAGCCUCCAGACUCUCCACAGCGGUGAAUGUUGGCAAAAUGGACUCGCCCAUAGAGAAGUGGAACCUCAUCAUUGGCAACUUGGCACUAAAACAAGUCCAAGCAACAGUGGUGGGGUUUCUGGCAGCAGUGGCAGCCAUUAUUCUUGGCUGGAUCCCUGAAGGAAAGUUCCAGAUGAGUCACGCUGUGCUGCUGUGUUCCAGCAGUGUGGCCACGGCCUUCAUCGCCUCCCUGCUGCAAGGUAUCAUCAUGGUGGGUGUGAUCGUGGGUUCAAAGAAGACUGGCAUCAAUCCUGACAACGUAGCCACGCCAAUUGCGGCCAGCUUCGGUGACCUCAUUACUCUAGCCAUCCUAGCCUGGAUCAGUCAAGGGCUCUAUAACUGCCUGGACUCUCACCCAUACGUGUCGUCUCUUGUGUGUGCCUUCUUCAUGUCUCUGACUCCGGUGUGGAUGAUCAUCUCAUCCAAACACCCGGCGAGCCGACAGCUCCUCUACUCUGGCUGGGAGCCUGUCAUCACCGCCAUGGUCAUCAGCAGUAUUGGAGGUCUGAUCCUGGAUAAAACCGUGUCCGACCCCAACUUGGCUGGCAUUGUGGUCUACACCCCUGUCAUAAACGGUAUUGGUGGAAACCUUGUGGCCAUCCAGUCUAGCCGCAUCUCGACACACUUGCACUUACACAGCACCCCAGGAGAGGUACCGGACGAGGCCAAGGGCUGCUACUAUCCCUGCCGAACUUUCUGUGGCUCAGGAGCCAAUCACAGGUCGGCACAAGUGCUGCUUCUAUUGGCAGUCCCAGGCCACUUUGUCUUCCUGUACACGAUUCACCUGAUGAAAAGUGGCCACACCACGUUGACGCCCAUCUUCAUGGUGGUUUACUUGUCUGCAGCGCUGCUACAGGUGUUCCUCUUGCUGUCUAUAGCAGACUGGAUGGUCCACGCCAUGUGGAAGUCUGGGAAGGACCCGGACAGUUUCUCCAUCCCAUACCUGACCGCGCUGGGAGACCUGCUGGGCACCGCCCUCCUGGCAUUGAGCUUCCACUUCCUGUGGGUGAUCGGGGACCGGGACAGUGACGUAGGCGACUAGGGCCAAACCCUUUCACCGGUCAUGUGUUGCAUCUCGGCCAAAGCCUUGCUGCGUUGCUAUUGGACAAGUCCAUCCACCGAUUAAUGGACGUUACCGGUGAUUGGCUGACGGUAUAUCAUGUGUGGUGAAAUUCACAGAGAGGACCAAUGAGGAUGGGAUUUCCUCAUCAGUUGGAACAUUUUAUAGCGCUUUUUAAAGGACAGAGUUAUUUAAUAUUCAGCUUUUGAGAGAUUACUGUAUGCUGCUUCAUUCCAGUCAAGAGUACAAAUUUUGGAAAGAAGGUAAGAAUCCUGGGAGGUGUUACUGAUCUCUCAGACUUGAAUUAACAUUAUGAAUUAACUAAUCAUCAGCCCAUCUUUCUGUUCACAUCACAUCCAUGAUUCAGAUUAAAAAAAAAAGAAUUAUCCCAUACUCCUCUCUUGCUCUUCCUGCCCUCGUGUAGAGGGGUCUGCACUUUGUAAGACAAACGGUACUUAUGUGUUUCGUUCCGUCUGUUCAAACGCUUACUUUUCAGAGUUUACAUGUUCUGUUUACACGUAUGCAACUCUACAGGACACAAGAGAUGUGUUCCUGAGAAUCUUCUGCAUGUGGGUGAUGGCUCAGCGUUUGUCUUUAAUGGCUUAUUUCCUUCUAUUGUCUAUACGUCUCGUGUGUAUAUUUUGCUGUCUUUGUUGGUUUUGCUUUAUGGGAGAAAAACAAUCUGAUCUGUUUUUUUUUAUAUUCACAAUAAAUGUUAUUUGUUUAUAGACAA